CCGCUCCGGCGCGGGGCCGCCCCACCGACCCCGAAGGGAGGCACGCUGCAGCGUCCCGCCCCGCCGAGGCGCGAUGUCCGAUGGCGCGCGGGGCGAGGCGUGCCAGGCCACGGCUCGUGGGCGGGUGCGCCUUGUGGCACCUGCCCCUCGGGACCAGGGCGUCCGCCGCGGUGGACGCGGGGGCGGAGGACGAGCACGCGUGGCAGCGCGAGGACACCGGUCCGCACCGACGCCGGCGCCGUCAGCUUCUGUGACCCCGUCAGCUGGGCCGCCCCGACGCUCUGCCCCCAGGGCGGGGGGCACUGGAGCCGGGAGGAGUUGCUGUCGGCCCUGCCGGCCUUCGCGCGCGUUUACUCGGGGCGCCCGUUCCGUCGGAACUUGUGGGGCAUGAACACGAACCACGCGUUCGCGCUGUGGUUCACGGUGCGGGCCCUGCGGCCGCUCCACGUCAUCGACGGCGUCCACCGCGGCCAGUCCACGUGGCUGCUCCGCGAGGCGGCGGGGCCCGACGCCCGGCUCUACGCGCUGGACCCGAAGGCGGACUCCUUCCUGCGCUACCGGGACGAGGGGCGCGGAGCCCGGACUCCCUGGGGAGGAACAGGUACCGAUAUUGCUACGUCGCCGAUGCAUCGCUGA
Messenger RNA from Prorocentrum cordatum, 636 nucleotides. The record is from the annotation of a GenBank genome assembly. NCBI's taxonomy places the organism in Eukaryota, Dinophyceae, Prorocentrales, Prorocentraceae.